Mytilus trossulus (common blue mussel) is the source of this 761-nucleotide messenger RNA. Its product is annotated as cardioacceleratory peptide receptor-like. Gene Ontology annotation, molecular function: neuropeptide receptor activity; vasopressin receptor activity. The coding region runs from base 1 to 732 and encodes 243 amino acids. Gene Ontology annotation, cellular component: plasma membrane. NCBI's taxonomy places the organism in Eukaryota, Metazoa, Mollusca, Bivalvia, Mytilida, Mytilidae. The record is from RefSeq and is a predicted model, not a curated record. Gene Ontology annotation, biological process: neuropeptide signaling pathway. The transcript is spliced from 5 exons.
AUGAAGAAUUUUGCUUUAGGCCUUUUAUAUGUGUUACCAGAUACUUUGUUUAAUCGGUUUAAUGUUCAUUGGAAUCAAUAUUUGUGUUAUAUUUCCUACGUGUAUUUUUCACAAGUUCCUUUUUAUGUGUCAACUUAUGCCAUUGUGGUUAUAUCAAUUGACCGUGCUUAUGUUAUUAUUAAACCAUUGGCAGCUGCAUCUAAAGGAAAACAGUACCGUUAUGGACUUGCACUGUCGGCAUGGGUUAUUGGUUGCAUCCUAGCGAUACCUUAUGGGAUCCAAGGUAGAUUUAUUAAAAAAACAGGAGAGUGCAGACAUGAGUUGCCAAGUUUAGGAUUUGUAUAUUUCGAUUUAUGCACCAUUAUCAUUAUACCAGUCAUUGUAAUAAGUAUUUGUUACAUACUUAUUAUCGUCAAAAUACGGAGGAGAGAGACAUUUGGAAUUAUCAAAGUAAAACACAACCGAACAGGAGUAGAUGUCAACAGAAGUAUUCAGAUAACAGCUAUUUCAAAGGCAAAGAUCAAAACCAUAAAAUUACUGCUGGUAGUUGUUUUUGUAUAUAUAAUUUGUUGGGCACCAAUAACGAUUAAUUCGUUUUUGCUUAAUCUUAAAUAUAUUGAAAGCGGAACGUGGAGUAUAGUACUUUAUGUCCUUGCUCCAAUCAACAGCCUUGCUAAUCCAUUGGUAUUUUUGAUUUUUAAUCAAAAGAUGUUCCGAAGGAAGAGCAGAUGAUAUGUAAGAGGAGAUAACAGUAAGGAAUA